Messenger RNA from Symbiodinium sp. CCMP2592, 7437 nucleotides. NCBI's taxonomy places the organism in Eukaryota, Dinophyceae, Suessiales, Symbiodiniaceae. The record is from the annotation of a GenBank genome assembly.
AUGCCGGACCUGAACAACAACAUUGCACCCGGAAAGUACAUUCUCUACCGAGCACAUCACUUCGUCGGCAUGCGUGCUCAUUCUGACGGCUCUUGUUCUAUCAGUUGCAGCCAUCGAGCACAUGAAUCUGUCGUUGUCAGCCUCUGCGACCUGGAUCCCACCCAAUACGAUCAUAUGUUCAAAAUCACGCGUGUGUCCUAUGAAAACGAGACCAGCCCGUUUGACUUGGAUAUUUCGCAGGAAACAAUGAACGGACCCACUGGAGGCGAUGUUAGUGGUGGCAAACUUUUCGCAGUCUCGGCGGUUGAGUUUCUUGACGUACUCAUCAACCCCGAGCGGUGGCACGAUGACGUGCUGCACACGCCCGAGCCGCGUGCUGCUGAAUUGGUUCUGGCAGAAAACUUACUUUCUGAAGAUGAAGACGAAGACCUUGGGCCUGUACUCAUCGACUCGAUGUCCGACAUUUCUAGCGAAGAAGGUUUCUGGGACAACAGACCCGACUGGUAUGAGCGGGCUAUGGCCCUCCGUGGAGCAAGGCCGCUGGCCGAAGACUGUGUCGGAGGUUCGGAUGAAAUCUUGGCGCAAAUACAUCCUUCAGCAGAAGAAAUUUCGUCUGACAUCUUGAGAAUCAUUCCAGGUUUUUUCGAUGAGUACGAUGAAAUCCAUAACCUGGCAUCCUGCAGCCGGGAGCUGCGAUCUGUCGUGCUCGACAAGAGCUACUGGCGGGGCACACACAUAGAUCUUGUUGGGUCCCCCCUCGCAAAUGCCCCACAAGCAGUCAGCAACGCGGCCAAGCUCUUUCAGCAGGCGGCUUCUCUCACGAUGGAGAUUGGGCAGCUGGCUUGUGUGCAAGACAUCCCACGCCAGGCCAUCAUUCACUGGUAUCCCCAGGAGCUCGACAUUCCGGGGAACAACGUCCGCGGUUGGGCAAGCACUCAUUCGCUCUUCGGGGCGGUAAGAUUUUCGUUGACCGUGCCACGCACCGUGACCGCUAUCUACAUUGGUGCCAAGGCGACGGCAAGCAAGCAAAGGUCUUACAUGAAGAUUGCCGCUCCUUACCAGACUUCUUGUCAACUGUCUGUAGGAUACAGCGGAUCACCUCCGCAGGAGUUUCCAUCGAACAUGGUCAACCGUUUGCUGGCUCCUCCGGGCGCCGCUAACGAGUUUAUGUUCUUGUGGUCCAACCGCCGAUUGCAGCUGUAUUUGAACAGGCAAAAGAUCGGCACAGCUCACCUUGAAGAAGGUUUUGCUGAGAUGCCGGGAGCAUUUUCUUCAGUGUUUGUUUGGGUGAUCUCAAAUUCAUUCGCCACUGAGCCGCCUACCUUCAGUGCUCUGCUGUCACCCAUUGAUCCUGGCCCUUUGGUGAGGUGCGACUGCUGUGGCCAUCAUGAAGCAUUGACGGCAUCUCGUCGUCGCUGGGCAGUCUGCUACAUGUGCUCUUCCUGGGUUUGCAAAACCCACACAAUGGAGACGCCUGGUGACUUGUGCCCGUCCUGCGAUAAGCUUCCACUAAGUGACUUCAUUGGUGGGUCUUUCAACAGUGAAAAGCGCAAGGGCAUGGGACGACAUGCGUCCAACACUGAGCAUGGCCCAGUGGAGAUACGGGGCUGUUCUUUGCCGCUUGAAGUGAUACUUGAUCUUCCGGUACACUUCUUUUCUCCAGGGUAUCUCCGGUCGCUCGCCCUCGUCUGCAAGACGGUUCUUCGCUCAGUCCGAUGUGCAAACCGAUGGAAGCAUCGACGUUUAUCUAUCUGCGGCGAAGAAUUCAUGAAUGAGGAUAUUCUGCAUCGCAUGCAACGUUUCCACACCCUGGCCGAUGUCCUACACAUGCAAAUUCUCCACGCGGCGCUAUUCCGCUCCUUGCCAACCAAUGCAUUGCUUGUAUGGGAAGUUCACGCGACGACCCGAAUGUUUCGCGAGAACGUAGAGGUUGCAGAGUUCCGCUCGACGUGCCCAUUGCUAGGGAUUGCGUCGUUCGACCUUUACAUUCCAAAAGAUUCUACAUGCCUAUAUUUUGCAGUCCGAGAAUGGCACGGCGACACGAGCUCAUAUUGUCGCAUCCUCAGGCCCUUCGACCAGGUUCCAUUGGGUCAUAUAGGCUUCAACACCUCUCUUCGUCUUCCUCCGCACCCAGGUAGAGCGCAGUACGGAUUGGUACCUGACUCUUUCAAUCGCAUCGAUUUGCAAUGGAACGAGAACUGCUAUGUGGUGAAUGUGAAUGGCAUCGCCUGUUACACUGCAAGUGUUGCAAAUGUUUUCGCCCGAGUGACUCCUUCUCUGGCGCAGCUUCGUGUCGAAGUCUACCGUUCAAGAACCGAAGGUGUUUGUCGGUCUGUUUUGAAAGCACUACCCAGCGUGAUGCAAGUGAAGACCGAAAUCAAAUGUGAAAUCUGUGAGCAGGGAUAUCCGUUGGAUCAGCCGAGAUGGUCCGUGUGUCCAAUCUGCUGCACAUGGGUGUGCCGGAUUCAUGUGCGGAGAUCACCUUUGCGUAUUUGCAAUAACUGCCCUGGAUACUUGGAUGACUAUCUGGGAGGAAGCUCAUCUUCCGCCAACACCGUGCUCACACAGAAGUCAGUGGCUGUUACGGCAGCUCAAAGGAAGCGGCUUGUCGACUCCAGGCUCCAAGCGUGCAAGCGAAAAGCAAGUCAAUUGGUUCUGCUGGAUGGCUUCAUGCCCAGACUCCGACAGCCAGACUCGUUGACUUUUGCGAUUUCACCAAUUGAUUUCAACCCGGAGACUGCACCGGAUGUCGAUGUGCUGAAGCUCUUGCACGCACACCCCAGGGACUUCAGAAUUCGGUUUCAGGCGUCAGAUCAUACCUACUACAUCGACGGGGUGCAGACAAAGGGCUCAGUCACCGGAAUGAUUCACGCCUUUUCUCAACCGUUCGAUGCGGAUGCGGUUAUCACCAAGAUGAUGAGCGGCAAGAAUUGGCCUCGGGCAGGAUAUCUCAAACGUGAAGUUUCGUUGAUGUGGAUGAGCCGGCUUACUGUUUAUUAUCCAGAAAUACUGCAUUUGUACGCCGGCAGCCCGAGAGAUGAUGUUCACAUUUGCACAGCUCUCCGAGAGAUCGCCAGCUACCACGACAUCGAAGACGAGCUUGCACAGCUGACGAUGCCUCGUGACGCCAUCAAAACCAUGUGGAAUGCUGCUGGGCGGGAAGCAGCGCACCAGGGCACUCACAUGCACUAUCUCUUCGAAGCCCUCCUCAAUGGUCACUCGGUGCCCGCCGUCUCCCCAGAGGUUCGGAUGCUGCAAGCCUUCCUACACAACACUGCAGCAAAUUCAACAGCCUGGCGGACUGAGUGGACUAUCUUCGGCGAUGUUGAGAGAAUUGCUGGCUCCAUCGAUUUCUGUAUGCAGCUACCCGAUGGAAGUAUGAUGCUGGUCGACUGGAAACGUACCUCUGGUUUGCCCGGCAAGUACCACUCAUACCAGGCCAUGCGAUCACCGAUCGCUCACAUCGCAGAUUGCACGGGGAUCGUGAACGGCGAGGGUGACCUGGUGACUAACAGCGAGAGACCUUUUCAUGUUUCUCUGGAAGCUGUAUCCAGCAAUCGAUGCGUGGACGUUGAAGGAGGAUCUAGUUCCGGGUCGGACAUGAAAGAUCGCCAAGAGCACCGUCACAAAGUUGUUGCCGGUACGAUCUAUCAAAACCUUGCUUUCUUUCAGGAAUAUCCCACUGCCGUGUAUCUAAUUCCGGACCUUGACAGUGUCGCCUAUCACAGCAGGAGACAAUGGGAAAAAGCAAUGUUCGAAGCCAGAAAAUUGAUCAGACUUCUCAGGACAGAAUAUCUUCAAAAAACGUACAUUCUCUACAUGUACGUCCACACAUUUCUGCGCAGAAGGACAGCAGCGCAGGCACUGCUGGUUUCGGAUGUGGAGCAUCCCUCACAAACAGAGCAGUCCCAGCGUGAGUGGGUGCACGGCCUCAUCGCCUUUCUUAUCGAGCACGUUUUUCCGAUCGGACGACAUGGCAAGCGUGAUAUCAUAAAGAAGUUCCUGGGUGAUGAUGUAUUUGGACAAGCGGAUGCGAUGGACAUCGCGGAAUCAGCUCCUGAACAAGAUGAUGCUUCCUCAGGAGAAGACCCUGAGCCGAGAAUCACACAGGACCUGGAAGAAGUGCUGCAGAUUCAGGAAACAGAAAACAAACAAGCGGCUGAUGCGCUGGGACUUGCGCGCAAAAGGAGAUUGUUGCCAGGAGCCGACACCACAGCAUCACAGUUUGCAGCCACCUUUGCUGCCUUGCGUAAUUGCGCUGAUAACUCCUUCGCGAACGUCCAGCGCAUGCACCUGGCCCAUGAGCUUAGUAUACCAGAGCAAGUCAGGCGACUGCGCAACCAGAUUCUGCAGCAGUUUCCAGGGCUGAACGAACAGGUCCUGCGCGUGGCCAUUGGCGCUUUGUGUGUGUAUCGUCUCAGGCUCACGGACAUGCACGUCAGGAAAAUGGUGUUGCUGCUGUGGGUUGUGGAAGGAGACACUCACAUGCGUUGUCACAACGGAAAUUUGUAUUUUUUCCAUUCGGGCACCGUUGCGAUCCAUCGCGGCAUUCCACCGCAGGGCACACUGGCAAGAUGCAAAAGAUUUUUUCUGCAUCUGGAAGGCUUCUUUCGCCUGAUGGCAAAUGCACAGCUGAUGACUGACGACAAUAUUCUGAGCCAGAUGCAACGUUUGCUUUCGGACAACAACGACUCGGCGCAGCAGUUUUUGAAUAGCUGCGAAGAUGCGGCACGUGGACAUGUGCCCGCGCGUGGUGUUGUUCGGAGAGGCCGGUCUGUUAUGGCCGAUGCCUUAAAUCCCGGCGAGCCAGAUGAUGGUUUCACCGGCCGUGCCGGCGGACGGUGCGAAGGCAUAGCAGACUCGCUAACAAGAGCCGGGUUCACUCUCCAGAAUAAACUGCUGGAAGACAAGAUCUUCAGUUUGGUUGUGGAAUGGUGUGACAGUCCGCAAACUCGCACUGCUGGUGUUGCGUACAAGGAUUGCGCUGUUGUGCACGGCACUUCUCCGGACGAGCAGCCGGUCCGCUGGGCCCUGGGCAGGCCUGAGGACAACCUUUACAUCCACAUUCCACAUCCCUUACUCGAUCCAGUACAAGAGUGUGCUCAGUCCCGCCUGGAGCGGUUCUACGCCGAGACCUUUUGGCUUAACAACGAUGUAUUUGCGUGCAACCAAGCCGCCAUCGCACUGGCCAAACGAGGCGAGAACAUCGUGGAGCAAUCCGCUGGCUGCUUCAUCCUGACGGCGCAGGAGAAGCCUGAGAAUGCUCGUAAAAUGCGAGAGGAUCUGUUCAAAAAGACUAUGUCAGCCGACGGCAUCGCAGGACGCAGGCCGUACGGCAUGAGUACCAGAAUGAUCGAGCUGGUGGGAUGGAAGCGAUAUGAAGUCAACUCGAUGGUACGCUUCAGCGGAGUUACGGAAAAAAACUUUCCAUCAGCUCACAGACGUGGGUUCGUGUGGCUUCCGAAGGCGCAUUUCAUAGACGGCAGUAUCAUUACCUUUCAAUAUCCGGAUGCUUCCAUGGAUGGUUACUUUGCUAAGGACGACGAUUUAAAAGCUUUCCUGCGAAGCGGACCCUGCGUGGCAGCUUCGCUUCGACUGCAGCAUGCUUUUGAGUCUGCUCACGGCGCACAGGCUUGCCGCGACUUAAUUGAGGCAUAUGCUGCAAAGCCUUUGACUGAGGAUGCCAUGAGGGAAGCCUGCGGUCUGCCGCCGCGCCAGCGCUCAGACCAGGUACACGCUAACCUUAAUUUGCCAGUUGAUAACAGCAGCCAAGACGAGAGAGACCAAUUGCACGAGCAGCUGAAGAACUUGCUGCCUGCAAUCAUGGACCAUUGUCUGGAAAAGUGCAAGUAUUUCAAGUCUUUCAUCACGAAGGGUAUGUGGAAGUACGUCAAGCUGCCACCAGACCAUCCGUCUCAUUUGGACAGAGACGCCAUGUGGGAUGCAUUGCUGCACCACGAUCUUCUACGUAAAGUUGAACAAGCGAAGUACAAUGAUGCGGCCAUGCCCGUCAUUUCCGUGGAUGCUGCCUUCCGUCGACUUGUGAAGUACAUUAUUGGAAAUGGAGACAGAGAGUCAAAUGUGGCGACUGUGCUGCAGCACCUGGAGCUUCUCGGCAAGAGUUUGAAGCAUCACGGCAAGACAGGCAGGCAGGAAGGAGGGCUGAGAGAAAAGAUUCAGGAAAUCGAAAACAAGGUGAAAAAGGUUACGGAGAAUGAAAAAGUGCUGUCCAGAGUCAUGGAGAUCGGUAUUUCAGAGGACGGAGCAGUCAAGCGGCGUCGCACCACAAAAUCCAACGCGUCGGAUGCUGCCAGCUCAAGUACUGCCAUCCGGAGCCCUGUGUCGAUUACGAAUACAUAUGAUCGGUCAUUCCAGGGACUAGUGCGCACCCGAGCUUACGUGAAGGGCUUAGGUGGGCAGCUCAUGUCUCGCCCGCUGCAGCGCGUAAUGCUUCCCGGAACGUAUGACUUGGAUAUCCAGAACUCUAUUCACGUUCUAUUGUCACAGUUGCUGCGCAAGCUUGACUCCAAAGGCAUCAUUCCAGAGGAAAUUCACGAUACCAUGGAGGCAUGCGCGAAGAACAGGGACGAGAUCAUCUGCGACGAGCUGAAGAUGAGCCGGAAGCAGGGCAAGAAGCUGCUUCAUCAGGUAUACAAGCAAGUGAGCGCCAUGGAAAAGAAGUCGAAUCCGGAAGCCUCUACUCUGUUCUACUUGUACGCAGCAGUGGAAGACUACGUGCUCAACGCUUGGGAUCAAGACUUGAUGCGACGGCUGCCAAAACACAUCUCGCUUCACUUCGACGGGAUUCGAGUUGGAGGCCUUAAUCCGGAGGUUUCUGCGCAGGUGCUCUGCGACGAGGCUGCUUCAGCGAUACUGAAAACCACAGGCUUCGCUGUAACCAUAGUCGAGAAGCGUCAGCUCUUUUUCAGGGAGCUCUGUGCAUCUCCAGUCGAGCGAGUGGAAGAACAAAUCGACGCAGAAUUACUCAAGCGUGGAAACUGCAUACCGCUGGCAAUGGCGCGUUUGCUGCCAGCCAGACAGGAUCAGAUUUUGAAGGCGUUGACCGCAGCAAAUCAUAAGAAUGCCGAAGCAGAGCAGUCUGGCUCGCGGUGCUACAAUUUCUUGCUGAAGGAGAUGUCCAUAUGGGCCGCUCCACGGCUCGGGCUGGACACACCAAAGCCUGGAAAUUACCUUCUGCACAUGGAGGACAAAGGAACACCGCACUGCAUCGCCUGCCGCAUCCGAGACAACGAACUGGUGGAGCUCUGGGACGGUUUGCACAAGACGAGGCUGCUACUCCCGGAGCUGGUGCAAUUCAGUGAGGAGGCAGUCGACUCCAGCACCAUCGUAACUUUUCAGUUGUUCGAGAAUGACGUGGAAAGGGAACCAUCGAAGACGAAGGAAUGCCCUGUUACCACACCAAGUAUUUGGUCUUGA